Molecule: messenger RNA, 1449 nt
Organism: Kickxella alabastrina
Lineage: Eukaryota; Fungi; Kickxellomycota; Kickxellomycetes; Kickxellales; Kickxellaceae
Product: origin recognition complex subunit 5 C-terminus-domain-containing protein
Exons: 2
Coding region: 74-1441 (455 amino acids)
Biological process (GO): DNA replication; DNA replication initiation
Cellular component (GO): nucleus; nuclear origin of replication recognition complex
Molecular function (GO): DNA replication origin binding
Source: RefSeq, a predicted model, not a curated record
CGUUUAUUUAUUUUUAUUAUCUUUAUUUUGUUGGCAUUUGAAUUCAGCUAUAUAUGCCCCUUGCAAUUCUAAAAUGACAGAACUCGGCGCAACUCUGGUGGGAAUGUACCCUGGCCGCGACAACCAAAUAGACCAGCUUUUGUCCUUACUCGGAAAGCCAGCAGAUCCAUCACCACCUUGCAUUUUCAUUUACGGACCUAGCGCAACCGGCAAAACCAGCCUCACACAAACACUCUUCCAGCACUACGACACAACAGGCAAACACCAUGCGUACAUUAACAGCAUAGAGUGCUUUAAUUCGCGUCUUCUCUUUGAGCGCACGCUCAAUGCAUGGAUGGGAUACCAGCCGUCGGCAGAGAACCGAUUUGGAAACUACGUAAAGUGCGAUAAUCUGGUAGACUUUAUCAACUAUACCCGGGAGCUGCUGCCGCACGGUGAAAAGCACUUUAUGGUUGUGGAUCAGGCUGAACGGCUGCGGGACCGUGGGGCCAUGCUGCUGACCUCACUGAUGCGCCUUUCGGAGCUGACUGGGAGAGAUGUAUCAGUGGUACUGAUAUCCAACGUCAUCUGGGAUAAGUUCAGGCCACGGCAUGGCGGGGCGUCAGACCCGGUCAGUGUGUUUUUCCCUUAUUACGAGAAGAAUCAGAUCCUGGACAUCCUGGUCAAGGACUGUCCUCCUGAAGAGCCACAGAGUUUUUUUCUGACCUUUGUCGACGCCAUCUACGAGGUCUUCCGCCGAAACUGCGUCGACCUCAAUGAACUACGGCACCUUGUGGCCAUGCUCUACCCGAAAUUUGUUCAGCCAGUGUUCGAGAAACAGGCCACCAGAGCGGAGUUUCCGCGGCUGUUCAAGCUUUGUCAGCCCUAUUUUACUGCUGCGUCCGAUAGGCUGUAUUUGCGCGAGAUAUCGACGAGCGAGUGGCAAAAGAACUCGACCAUAGCGUCGGUCAAGAACAACCCCGAGGAUGUCGCAAUGUCGAUCUACCAGAUGGCGGACUCUGACAAUGGGCUUGACCUGCCCCAUUACACAAAAUUCUUGCUCAUAUCAGCGUACUUGGCCUCGUAUAAUCCGGCGCGGCUGGAUGUGCAGUACUUUGCAAAGGGGAAGGACCCAAAGAAGAGCCGCAAGAAGAAGGCUGUGACAAAUGGAGAGAACGCCCUUGGUGGGCAUAAUCGGCAGCAGUUGAUGGGGCCCAAGUUGUUUGCCAUUGAGCGAAUGCUGGCUAUAUUCUACAGCAUCGUGGCUGAGCCGGUGAAGAGCGCCGUGGAUGUGCAGAUUCAGAUCGCGUCCUUGGUUACACUAAGACUGCUGACUAAGACUUCGGCGGGUGACCGCCUGGACGGCAUCAGAUGCAAAUGCAACGUGAGUCUAGAUACUAUCAGGACCAUCUCGCGCAGCGUGCGGUUUGAAAUUGACCGGUACCUCUAUGACUUUGCAUAGAUGCGAUU